AUGAAGAAAGUUGAUUUUUUGUUGAUCCUUUUAUGUUUAAACGCAGCAUCAUUUGUAGUGUUUGGUGAUCCACAAACAUGUCCUGCGGAUUUGGGAGGGAAGUGUAGUGACUCUGAUGAUUGGGAAGGAGAUUUCUUCCCUGAUAUCCCCAAGAUUAAGUAUGAGGGGCCUACGAGUAAGAAUCCACUUGCUUACAGGUGGUAUAACGCAGAAGAGGAGAUUCUUGGCAAGAAAAUGAAGGACUGGUUUAGAUUCAGUGUUGCGUUUUGGCAUACUUUCCGUGGGACGGGAGGUGACCCAUUUGGUGCUGCUACAAAGUAUUGGCCUUGGGAAGAUGGUACUAACUCUCUGGCUAUGGCUAAGAGAAGAAGUAAAGACAUAGCCCCUGAUGGCAAUACACUUGAGGAAUCUAACAAAAACUUGGAUGAAGUUAUCGAACUUGCCAAAGAACUCCAAAAGGGAAGCAAAAUCAGGCCAUUGUGGGGAACAGCUCAGCUUUUCUUGCAUCCUCGUUACAUGCACGGAGGAGCAACCAGCUCUGAGGUUGGAGUUUAUGCUUACGCUGCUGCUCAGGUGAAGAAAGCAAUGGAGGUGACACAUUACUUGGGCGGUGAAAACUACGUUUUCUGGGGCGGUCGUGAAGGUUAUCAGACCCUCUUGAACACUGAUAUGGGAAGAGAGCUCGACCAUCUGGCCAGAUUCUUUGAAGCUGCUGUUGCGUACAAGAAAAAAAUUGGAUUCAACGGCACACUUUUAAUCGAGCCCAAGCCUCAAGAACCCACCAAGCACCAGUAUGACUGGGAUGCUGCAACAGCUGCCAACUUCCUGAGGAAAUACGGACUUAUUAACGAAUUUAAACUCAACAUUGAGUGUAACCACGCCACGCUUUCCGGGCACACCUGUCAUCACGAGCUUGAAACUGCAAGAAUUAAUGGUUUACUUGGAAACAUUGAUGCAAACACUGGCGAUGCUCAGACUGGAUGGGAUACAGAUCAGUUUCUUACAGAUGUUGGAGAAGCAACCAUGGUUAUGAUGAGUGUCAUCAGAAAUGGUGGGAUUGCUCCAGGAGGCUUCAACUUCGACGCCAAAUUGCGAAGAGAGAGUACAGAUGUGGAAGACUUGUUCAUUGCUCAUAUUAGUGGAAUGGACACAAUCGCUCGUGGAAUGAGAAAUGCAGUCAAAAUCUUGGAGGAGGGAAGCCUAACCGAAUUGGUACGGAAGAGAUAUUCGAGUUGGGAUUCGGAGAUUGGGAAGCAAAUAGAAGAAGGAAAAGCAGAUUUCGAGUAUCUUGAGAAGAAGGCUAAAGAGUUUGGAGAACCAAAGGUUCCUUCUGCUAAACAGGAGCUCGCUGAGAUGAUCUUCCAGUCAGCAAUGUAG
Molecule: messenger RNA, 1377 nt
Organism: Arabis nemorensis
Lineage: Eukaryota; Viridiplantae; Streptophyta; Magnoliopsida; Brassicales; Brassicaceae
Source: the annotation of a GenBank genome assembly